AAAACUCUAUCCUUUUGCUUUAUAAUUUCAUUAACUUUCUUCACAGAUAAUUUCCAUUGCAGGUCUUGAAAGCAUGGCCGUUGCAAGCUUUAGUUUACCUCUUACAUAUUUCCCUCAACGUCACAAAUUACCAUUUUCUUGUUGUUGCAGCAGCUCAGUUAAGCAGUCAAAUUCUGUGCCUUCAAAUUGUAUAGCCAACAAAGCGUUGCAGGAAAUUCAAAAUUCUGGUGUUAUUGCUUGCCUUCGAACCCAAAAUGCAGACCUGGCGACUCGAGCUGCACGUGCCGCAUUGGAUGGUGGAAUAUCAGUUCUGGAAAUUGUGGUGUCCACUCCAGAUGCUUUUGAGGUGUUAAGAAACCUAGUACAUCAUUAUCCUACAAAAACUUUCGGAGCUGGAACAGUGUUACAAGCAAAAGAUGCCAAAGAUUCUAUAAAGUCUGGAGCUAAGUUUCUGAUGAGUCCUGCUACAGUUAUGGAUAUUCUAGUUGGUGUCUCAGAGAGGGACGCUCUAUAUAUACCUGGGGUAAUGACCCCCACGGAGAUAUUAUCUGCUUUCAAUGCAGGUGCCAAGAUUGUCAAGGUUUAUCCUGUCUCUGCAUUAGGUGGCGUUGAGUACAUUUCAGCCCUGAAAAGGCCUUUUUCUCAUAUCCCUAUGGUUGCAUCACAAGGCGUAACAAUAGAUUUGGUUGGGCAAUACAUUGGUCAAGGCGCAUCAGCAGUUGUUCUAUCAGAUGCCAUAUUUGACAAAGAGGCAAUGAGUCAAUGGAAUUUUGAUAAGAUAUAUCAACUUGCGAGCCAUGCAGCUUUGCAGGGUAAACAAGCUGUUGAAAGCCAAGGUCAGAACAUUAGCUGCUGAUGCAUCUUUCGAUUUGUUAAAUCCUCAUGGAACUGAAGGUAUUUUCAAGAAACGAGAAAUGAGAUUAAGACAUCCUGCUCGAAAUUUGGAAAGAUAGUUGUGCUGAUUUUGGUAUGGAGAGCUUUACUCCCCUUACUGGGACUCUGCGCGAAUCCAGCUUAAUCGAAUCCAGAUUAGUCGGACCAAUGGACUUUGGAUAACGGAGGUUAAACCGAAAAUAAAGGCUGUGUUGGUUAGUUUGUCUGUUGGCUAUGCGCAUGUGUUACAGUCCAUCAAGUCGUGCAGGCAUGUAGAUUACAAGCAAAUGCAGAUUGCUAAAUGAGCUGCUCUUUCAUAACUUCAUUGUUGUUUUCGUCUAACCAUUCAGCUAUUGAUUGCAGUUGCAGGCUGACUGAACUUUUAGUUUCCAUAUCAUCAUACAUAUGUACAUAAAUAUAUAGACAAAUUUAUGUAUUCUUGAUUGCGUGAUUCGUGUGGAAUCAGAUACUAGGGCCCCGUUUGUCCAUAAA
Molecule: messenger RNA, 1365 nt
Organism: Nicotiana tabacum (common tobacco)
Lineage: Eukaryota; Viridiplantae; Streptophyta; Magnoliopsida; Solanales; Solanaceae
Molecular function (GO): lyase activity
Source: RefSeq, a predicted model, not a curated record